AUGUCACGCACUAUCGACAAAGUGCCAGAAAAUGCUUCCUCGCAGAAGGUCAAACUUGUGGUCGCCAGCUGUAGUCGCACAGCAACAUUGGGCCUCUACCAAGCCCUCAAGAUACUUGGCUAUAAACCGUAUCAUAUGUACGAGAUGGCCACGUAUGGUGGAAAUACCCACUGGGAGAUCAUGAUGCAAGGCUUCCGCGCCCAACACAAUCGCUGGUCGGGCAUCCAGCGGUAUACCAAGCGAGAGUUCGACAAGUGGUUUACCGGCUACGAUGCCUUGGUCGAAGUUCCCUCGUACUUCGACAUGGCUUGCCUAGAAGCAUAUCUGCAGGACCCUGAGGUGAAAUUCAUCCUCACAGAGCGCACUCCGCAAAGUUGGGCCAGAUCAUUCAACGGAUUCGUUGGCAAUAUCGUGGCGAAUGUCGAAACACCGCUGAUGAAAAUCCUGCGACACUUCAACCGCACGCUGAACUACUUUUACAUCUUGAAUGUUGAAGCCUACGACUUCUGGAGUGAUUGCACGCGGCCUGGCGACCCCCGCAACCAGGAAAACCUGAUGAGGAAUUACGAGCAUUAUAUCAGCAACGUGAAGAGGCUGAUCCCACCGGACAGAAUUCUCGUUGUGAAGAUCGAGAAUGGGCUGGGAUGGGAACAAAUCUGUCCAUUCCUGGGCAAGCAAGUCCCUAAGGGAGUCGAAUAUCCGAGAGGGAUGGAGCAUGAGGAUGCCAAAGACAAUGUGGUGGCGCCACUGGUGAAAAACGCCAUGAAGAAGCUGGCAUUGACUGUCAUGGUGCCGGUUGCACUGGGAGCGGCAGCGUGGUGGAAGUGGUCUGCAUCUAGGUGA
Molecule: messenger RNA, 843 nt
Organism: Fonsecaea multimorphosa CBS 102226
Lineage: Eukaryota; Fungi; Ascomycota; Eurotiomycetes; Chaetothyriales; Herpotrichiellaceae
Exons: 2
Coding region: 1-843 (280 amino acids)
Source: RefSeq, a predicted model, not a curated record